Salvia hispanica is the source of this 674-nucleotide messenger RNA. RefSeq lists its product as uncharacterized. NCBI's taxonomy places the organism in Eukaryota, Viridiplantae, Streptophyta, Magnoliopsida, Lamiales, Lamiaceae. The record is from RefSeq and is a predicted model, not a curated record.
GUACAUUGUUUCACCAGUUCUACACAAACACAGAGAUGAAAUAGGUAUUGGACUUUAUGCACAACUGAUUGUACAUCUUCGUCAUCUUCUUCCCACUUCAUAUUGUUCAACCAAUUCACGACUCACACUCGCACACAGUCGAAUCCACCGAAAUCCGAAAUCAAUGCUCUCUCUGAAACUCCCACCACCGCCGCCGCCCCCAAUCUCCUCCUUCAAUUCCAAACCCCUCCCUCUCCAAAUCCCCAAUUUCCCCUCAAUCUCAAUUUCCCCCAAAAAAUCCCGCCCAAUUAGAACCCUAAUUCACGCGCAGAACAACGGCGACAACAAUGGCAAGGAGCUGCCGAAGGAGAAAUCCGGCGAUGAAAACGCGAAGAACGGGCGGCCGCGGCUGAACCUGAGGUGGAAGGACCUCCUGCUGGAUCCGGAUCCGGACAACAUCGUGGCGGUGGGAUUGACGGGGCUGCUGACGUGGGCGAGCGUGCAGGUGCUGUGGCAGCUGGUCGUGAUAUCGGCGGCGAUCGUGCUCGCCGCCCUCAAAUACACCAUCGUCGCUGCUCUGCUCGUCUUCAUCCUCAUCACUCUUCUCUGAUUUUUUUUUAUUUGGUUUUGCAUAGAUUGUUUCCGAUUGUGACGUAUUUUAACAAAAUGAAUCAACUCUGGGAUGAGAUUUAUCA